GUUGUUGUUUAAAUCUCGGUCCUAUCGGUUCGCCACACCACAAACAGACCGUGCACAAAUAUGGCAGCGAGAGUGUUAAUCACGUUUGCCAUCCUGACCUUCGCUGGGCAGCUCACAGUGGGCCAGCAGGAACUGUCCGACCUGCCGGAAGUGAAGGGCUACAAGCUGCACUGCAUCGAAUCGAGCGGCAUUACGGAGUCAUCGGCAAAGAAGCUGUCCGCGGGCGAAACCAUCAAAGAUCCGGACCAACCAACGAAGUGUUUCGUGCAAUGUUUCUUCCAAAAGCUACGCCUGAUGGAUGAGAACGGUGUCGUGCUGAAGGACAAGCUGGAGGUGUUUCUCACCAAGCUGAUGGACGCGGACAAGGCGAAGGAUUACGUGAAGCAGUGCGAUCUGCGUCGGACGAACCCAUGCGAUACGGCGUACGCCGUGUACGAUUGCUACCUCGGCAAGAAGGCAAAAUUGUUUUAAGAAAGCGAAAACCCCGUGUCCCAAUUUUGCGACCGGCCCUUGCGACCAAAAAAAACAAAAUAAACAAAUUGUUUGUGGUUUUUUGUUUCGUUUUGUACCAC
Molecule: messenger RNA, 572 nt
Organism: Anopheles moucheti
Lineage: Eukaryota; Metazoa; Arthropoda; Insecta; Diptera; Culicidae
Product: general odorant-binding protein 56a-like
Exons: 3
Coding region: 61-471 (136 amino acids)
Biological process (GO): sensory perception of smell
Molecular function (GO): odorant binding
Source: RefSeq, a predicted model, not a curated record